AUGCAGUUAGCAUUAUGUCGGCCGAGUGUCUCAAAAUGUAUUUUCAUGUUUCACAAUAGGUUAGCUUUUGUGUGAACUAGUAGAGAGAGAGUUUUUAUUAUUAAAUUUUUGAGGCUUCUGUCUCACGGAGUCGAAAGAAUCCCUGUGAUUGGAAGUAUCCAAAAAACCCCGCCCUUAGAAAGUUUACUUGCCGAAUACUCCAAAUUUCACUGGGACGACUCUGUCACGACUGAUGACGAGACGGUUGGUGGAAACUUUAGUUUCGAAGUCGAAGGAAACUAAAGGUGCAAACUAUGUUCAAAAAACUGAUGGGAGGCGACCGUGCAACAUUGGCCUCUUCAAUAACGCUCGUUGAGUCCAAACAUCCGAGAAAGAGGGCCCAGGGGAACGCAUUGCUUCAGGUUUCCUUUCCGACAACUGCACUUGGAGUUUCUCGCUUUUCAGCUAGUUCUAAACGAGGAGAGAAAGCGUUACAAGGAGUUCGGACGUGACUCGAUGAUCUUCAGAGUUGGUUGGAAUCAAUGCUCUUUGGCGAAAAUAACUUGAACCGUUCCUCAGCAAUUUCCGGCAGUCCUGGCGUAGGAAAAUCUUCUUUCAUCGAAGCUCUCGGCAAAGAAUUAACUGUCAAUAGGAAAAAGAAGGUUUUUUUCAAGAUUGAAAGAAAAAAGCUGGAAAAAAAUGUUGUAAGUAUAUCUUUCGAGUUUCUUUAUGCUAUCAAGGUCAGAAAAUGUAAACUAUGUCGAAAAAUGUCCAUUUGAUCUUUUAAGGUGGCUGUUCUGACAAUAGAUCCUACGAGCGCCAUGACAGGAGGUUCGGUUUCAGGUAGUUUUCCUGCCGGAAUAUGUUUUUUUUCAGGCUCGCUUCUGGGUGAUCUGACUCGUAUGCAGGAACUUUCCUGCAACCCCAAUGCGUAUAUUCGUCAGUCACCCACCUCAGGUGAAGUUGAGCCUCGCCGAAGACUUCACCCUCGUCUCAGGAUCCCUUGGAGGAGUCACUCGUGGCAUCCAUGAAGCCAUCAUCCUCUGCGAAGGCGCUGGCUACGACGUCGUCAUCAUCGAGACUGUCGGUCUGGUCUUUGUCGUCUGCCGUUUCGAAUUUUUUCAGGCGUUGGUCAGUCCGAAGUGGCGGUCGCGGACAUGUGCGACAUCAUGUGUCUUCUUCUUUCACCUGCCCACGGCGACGAGCUGCAGGUUUGAUAAAACAGAAUCUUCAGUGUAUUGAAGCUGCCGCAGAAGACUUUGAAUUAUGUAGCGUACGUAGGGGCCCAGUGAAAACGUUGUAGAUGCAACAUUUGUAUAGAAAUAUAACGAGACCAUUUACGGUAGAAAUAAACGGGUUUCCGCAGAGAGAAGUGGCCCAAAUAUUCUGGAAGUUUCCGAAAUGUAGGAGAAGUUUUGAAAGUGCGGAAUUUUCUUAAAAUUUGACUGGAGUCCGAAAAGCGUAAAAUUGUUUUUAAGCUGUAGAAGUUGUUUCAGUUGUAGAACAUCACGAUUGAAAGUUCUCGUGAGAAAUGCACUAAAGGCAAACAUUAUCGAGUCUUUUUCCAGGCUUUCUCGUUUUCAGGGUGUGAAGAGAGGUAUAAUGGAGUUGAGUGAUCUACUCAUUGUUACCAAAGACGACGGAGAUCUGAAAGCUAAAGCUAAGGUUUUCAAAUCCCCCCUUCGUUCGACAAUAAUCACUAUUUUCAGUUGACGCAAGCGGAGUACAUCUCCGCUUUGAAAUACAUGCGACCACGCUUGACGUCAUGGCAACCAAAAGUCAGAUUUGUCUCGUUCAAAAAUUCAAAAUAAAUAUGCAUUUUUUUGCUUUUCAAAAAAAUUUCUCAUUUUUUUCACAGAUUUUUCUAGUCGGAUGAAUUUGUAACGCAUUGAUAUGAAGAAUUUCAUAAAAUUAGAAAUAGAUUCAAAUUAAAUGUCAGCUCAGAAAAGUAUCUAUAUCAAAAAUAUAUGUUGAAGUAACUUUAACUAGUUAGAUCUGGGGAAUUUACAUUUUUUUUAGGUGAUGCGUUCUUCAAUAAUGAAUCCUACCUCCAUCGGGGACGUCUGUUCAACUUUAUACGAGUUCUGGGACACCGUCGGGCCUUCUGGAGACUUGGAGAAGCGAAGGCAAUAUCAAGUGCGCCUCCAACAAACUUUUUCAACUAUUUCCUGUUUUAGCUCAAAAAAUGGAUGUGGAACCAUGUCAAAGACGAGAUCAUGACGGUCUUCCAGAAACACCCAAAAAUUGCUGGGAUGGUUGGCUUUUCCAUAUGUUCUGUCUAAUCUUUCUUUGCAGUCUUCAAGGCUCGAAUCUGACAUCAAAGAAGGAAAAAUGACUCCAGGAUUGGCCGCUGAAAAAAUGAUAAGAACUUUUUUUGGAGUUUGA
Messenger RNA from Caenorhabditis auriculariae, 2364 nucleotides. Lineage: Eukaryota; Metazoa; Nematoda; Chromadorea; Rhabditida; Rhabditidae. The record is from the annotation of a GenBank genome assembly.